GGCCGGCCAGCCAGGCGGUGGCGGAGGCUCCUGCGGCGGUAACCGGUAGUGGGUCUGGAGCUCCUCUGGGCCAGUCGCGUCCGACGCUUUCGGCGUUCUGCUUCCGCGCCAGCCUACCUCGCUCCUCGGCGCCAUGACCACCACCACCACUUUCAAGGGUGUCGACCCCAACAGCAGGAAUAGCUCCCGGGUUUUGCGGCCUCCAGGUGGUGGAUCCAAUUUCUCAUUAGGCUUUGAUGAACCAACAGAACAGCCUGUGAGGAAGAAUAAAAUGGCCUCCAGCAUCUUUGGGACACCUGAAGAAAAUCCCCCUUCUUGGGCCAAGUCGGCAGGUGCCAAGUCUAGUGGUGGCAGGGAAGAUCUGGAGUCAUCUGGACCACAGAGGAGGAACUCAACUGAAGCAAGCUCUGGAGACUUCUUAGAUCUGAAGGGUGAAGGUGACAUUCAUGAAAACAUGGACACAGACCUGCAAGGCAGCCUGGGGCAGAGUGAAGAGAAGCCCGUGCCCGCGGCGCCUGUGCCCAGCCCCGUGGCCGCGGCCCCUGCACCGUCCAGAAGAAACCCUCCUGGUGGCAAGUCCAGCCUGGUCUUGGGUUAACUGACUGUCCUGAACUCUGUCAUUUUGUUUGUUUGUUUUCUUCAUGCUUGUGAACUGCACAACUUGAGCCUGACUCUAUAUCUUUUGAAUUUGUUUCAUUAAAAAGAAGCACUUUAUGUACUGCUGUCUUUUUUUGUUUGUUCGUUUUCUUCCUCCUUUUUCUUUUUGAAGAACAGGAUUCUCUUUCUUUGUCUGACUCCUGGGUCUGUGGGCCAUGGCAUGAGUGUUUUCUAGUAGUAGAUUGAAGGGAAAGCUUUGUGACACUUAGUACCGUGUUUUUAAGAACAAAUCAUUUGGUUCCUGAUGUGGUAGAGGCUCUUUUGUAUGAGGUUUUUGAUGCACUGUUCUUGGGUUUACCAUGGUUGGACAGACCUUCUGCAGUCCACAGGCACCACCCCGGCAGCCCCACCACACACGUGGUCUGUAUGCAGAGCUUCUCUGUGGCGCUGCCCUACUCUCUCAGUGCCCUUAGCUAAAGCAUCUUCCUGUGCCAUAUGGAAGAGGCCUGAGCCUCAGAACCCGCUGCCUGAAAGCAAAGAAGCUGCCUUUUUUUAACCUUCAGAAGUGAGCCAGGUACUAACAUGGCUGGCUGGCCGAUGAGCAAGAGGACGGCUUCAGACGCACAGUCAAGCCACCGGGAUGAAGUGGUGACGCAAGCCAGGGAGGCGAGCACACAGGUGGCCCCAUGCAGGAGCGGGUCCCACAGGGGCACUGUUCUUACUAAGUAACUUGACGCUGUGUGCAUGAUGCUGGUGCUUGACCAUGAAAUGAAAGUCUCAUCUUUAAAAUGUGUGUUGUACCUCCCGAUCCUGGACUGUUGCUUACAGUAAACAAUGCCCACAUUUUGAAA
Messenger RNA from Ictidomys tridecemlineatus (thirteen-lined ground squirrel), 1448 nucleotides. RefSeq names its product Jupiter microtubule associated homolog 1 (gene Jpt1). Lineage: Eukaryota; Metazoa; Chordata; Mammalia; Rodentia; Sciuridae. The record is from RefSeq and is a predicted model, not a curated record. Gene Ontology annotation, cellular component: nucleus.